Molecule: messenger RNA, 2365 nt
Organism: Xenopus tropicalis (tropical clawed frog)
Lineage: Eukaryota; Metazoa; Chordata; Amphibia; Anura; Pipidae
Product: provisional ortholog of unc-93 homolog A
Exons: 8
Coding region: 412-1815 (467 amino acids)
Cellular component (GO): membrane
Source: RefSeq, a predicted model, not a curated record
AGUCAUGUAGGAGUCCCCCCUCCCUUACCCACAAAAUAUUGUGUCAUUCAGAUAAGCAUAUUAGAGAGCAGCAGAGGAUGAGGCUGCAAUGCUGCCCACAUCCAGCGCCGGAAUGUGCCCCCUGAAAGUGUGGCCUGCACCUUGUGUUAGAUUUUUUUACCAGCAUGAGGUUGCAGAGUGCAGCAAGACAAAGGGGAAGAAGUGCUGCCUGAAAGAGUAUACUCUUGCCCCUUUUUGCCCUUCUUCCCCAUCUUUGUUAACUACCAUUUUGUCAAACAGAAUUUCAUUCAUAGAUUUCCUUGGUACCUUUAGCAGUAUUUUUCAGGAUAAUCUUUGGUUUUUUUUCCUUUAUUCUGUAGCCUGUGCUUAGCUGUACCUCAGAAUAACUCCAAUAACUGCCUGCAAAGCAACAUGUUCAAAAUACGUUCAAUGAAGUGCGCAGUGUGUAAUGAGAAUCUCAAAAAUAUCCUUGUUUUAUCGUUUGGAAUUCUACUUUUGUAUACAGCUUACAUGGGACUUCAGACUUUACAGAGCAGUCUCAAUAAAAUUGAAGGACUUGGUGUCGCAUCAUUGAGUGUCAUGUAUGUUUCCCUCAGUAUUUCAUCAUUGUUGCUACCUCCUCUGCUCAUAAAGAGAAUUGGGUGCAAGUGGACCAUUGUAUUGUCCAUGUUCUGUUUUAUUUCCUAUAGUUUGUGCAACUUCUAUGCAAGCUGGCCGACGUUGAUUAUUUCCUCUAUACUUGUGGGACUAGGAGGAGGACCACUUUGGGCUGGCAAAAGUACUUAUAUUACAAUCAUUGGAAACAAAUAUGCAGAGACUUCUGGAAAACUAGCUAAAGAUGUAGUGAACCAAUAUUUUGGCAUUUUCUUUUUGAUUUGUCAAACCUGUCGUGUUUGGGGAAACCUAAUUUCAUCUUUGAUAUUUAACCUAUCACAUAAUUCAGGAGGCCUUGAUGCUCUCAAUCAGACAGUCUGUGGAGCAGGCGACUGUCCAGUAGAGCAAUCACAAUCUGGGAAUAGUACUGGCAGCCAGCCUUCAAAAACCAUUCUCUACACUCUUCUGGGCUCCUAUACCGCCUGUGGAAUUCUGGCCGUGCUGAUGAUCAUUUUUUUUCUGGACAAGCCACACACAGAAAAACAGAAUAGAGAAAAUCAGAGUAAAACAUCAGUUUGUUCAAAUCUUUUAGCAAGCUUUAAGCAACUGCGAGAUAAACGUCAGUGCCUCCUAAUUCCACUGACGAUGUUUAGUGGUUUUGAACAAGGUUUUAUUGCCAGUGACUUCACAAAGUCUUAUGUGACCUGCAUUUUGGGACUGAAAUAUGUUGGAUUUGUAAUAAUUUGUUUUGGAGUUACUAAUUCAAUUUGCGCAGCAGUAUUUGGAAAACUUACCCAGUACACUGGCAGGAUUCCUUUGUUUCUCCUUGGAGCAGCUAUAAAUGUGGGCUGUAUCAUUGGAUUCUUGACAUGGAAACCUCACAUUGGCAACUUUGCAGUGUUUUUCAUAAUGUCUGGACUCUGGGGAAUUGCAGAUGCAGUAUGGCAGACAUUACUAAGCUCUCUCUAUGGUGUUUUGUUUGAAAAAAAUAAAGAGGCAGCCUUUGCCAAUUUCUCUCUCUGGGAAUCUCUUGGAUUCGCUAUAGCCUUUGGAUACAGCUCGUUUCUCUGUGUUUAUGUAAAACUAUACAUAUUAAUGUGUGUGGUAGUGAUUGGAAUUUUACUUUAUGGAACAGUGGAAUAUAUUGAGCAUACGCAACAUAGAAAUUUACCUAAUGUUGCUGAAGAAGGACCAAAAGAAAAUGAGGCCAUCCCAGCCUAAACAGAGGUGCUCCCAUAAUUUCUGUGAAAUGUUAUUGUGUUAUUUACAGAUAAAACUAUUUAUUUUGUAUAUUAUGUUCCUUUAAUCUGGUAACAAAAAAUUACAUGUGUGUAACACAUUACAUACUGGAAUACAUUAUUUAUGUAAUUUACUUUAUACUGUAUGUUAUGCCUGUGCAAACAAGGUGUCAUGAAGUACCUGCAAUAUUAAUGCCAGUUGUCUACCAUAGGUCAAGUCUUAUUUAAAUAAAUGAGAAGCACCAUGCAUUGCCCUGCCCAGGAAAUUGUUAUGGUUCCCACUGAUGCCAAAGGGAACCAUAUAACAGGACAUGGUGUUGUUUCCUUUACUUUCUGGAAUUGAAGCCCUCCCUUCUUUUUUAUGGAUUGCCACAAAUUUUAAAAUUAAAGUUUAAAGAAAUAAUUCUCAUUGUUUCUUUUUUGCUUACUUGUAAUCAAUCACUGCCAGCCACUGCCUCUCCCACGUUGCUUACCAAGAAAAACUAAAGAUGCCCACUUUGGAAGGCACGACCAUCUUUAUUUUUUAACAGCAA